Molecule: messenger RNA, 416 nt
Organism: Penicillium subrubescens
Lineage: Eukaryota; Fungi; Ascomycota; Eurotiomycetes; Eurotiales; Aspergillaceae
Exons: 3
Coding region: 84-416 (110 amino acids)
Source: RefSeq, a predicted model, not a curated record
CGAAAACAUUAAUCUAUGAAAACAACUUUUUCGGCUUAGCGGUCGACUUCACUGAGUCUGCCAUUGUUCCAAACAACAAUGGGAUGGCAUACUUUGUAUCAGAAGACUUCGUUUCAAUUAUACCGGGUAUCGAGGCUGAUAUAGAUGUCGAUCAUGUAUCUGAGACGUUUAAAUCGUGGCCAACAGCUGAGAAACUUCCGGGUACGUAUAAGUAUUCUUGGGGGAUAUCAUCCACAGAUGCUGGGCUUGGAUGGAUUCCUCACGAUAGAUGCGAAGAAUUUGGAUUUGAAUUGGUGACAUCAUCUGCCCUUAGCAGGCCCCGUGGUGACAACAAUCAUUGUCGCCUUUGUCAUCGCUCCACGGCUUCGGCGGGCGACACCCUGUGUUCUGCCCUCGACCGGACAAUGAAUUCUUGA